AUGCAAAAGCUUUACAUUUUUUUCCUAAAAUGUUAUUUUGUCAACAUUUUAUAAUUUUCUUUUUAAAAAUGUGUAUUAUUUAUAAUAACAGGCAAGUUACUAUAUCAGUUGUUAUUUAGUUUUACAGGUUUCUAAUAGCUAUAUCUUUUAAGAAUUCAGAUUAAUGGUAUAUGUGAUAUUACAUGAUCUUUAUGACAUUUCCAAUGUAAGCACUAAGUUCUUAUUCUCCAAAUGAACAUAACUGUCACAUACAAGUAGCCUAUUAAGGAUGUCAAUAUCAAUUUUGUAAACCAAUAAGUAUAAAAUGUAAAACCUUUUUAUGUGGGCUAUGUUUUCCUUUUCCUUUCUUAAGAAGAUAUUAAGCCAAAGAGUUACAUCCUAUAUUACAUCACAUCCUGCAGAAAAGCGGUAAAACAACCGGUUGGAUAUAUUCCGGGGGCUUGGCAUUUAAUUUCCUGGCAAAAACGAUUGAGAAAUCCCCCGCACGAGAAGGAGGAGCAUCCUUCAUCUUUAUAUGGUCAUUCUCGACCUCUUCCGGUGUACCCAACACAUUUUCCCAUUUAUUAUGAUGCGUUCGUGUGCCACAGAAAAUAUUAGGCAAGACAACGCACUGAACGCAGCUGUGCGAUGCUUAUGGAAAAUGUACUUAUAUGGCACUCAAAAGUUAGCCUACAUUAGCUAGUUGCAGAAAACAGUCAAUCAAAUAGAUUAAGGGGAGAUUUGUCAAAAUAUGGAUUAUUGAAACAUCAACAUCAGUGACAUACAAUAUGUUCAUAUUUUCAGUUCGCUGUUUUUUCUUCGUAUUGCCACCUAAACAUCCGGUUUCUGUCACUGAGUCUAUACAAAAAGCUUGAUACAGACUUGAACCGUGAAACUAACAUGCGACACGUGAAUGCAGCACCCUCCCUGCAGCACCUUCUUGCAAUGGGUCAGUUUAAAAUAAAGUGAAACUGAAACAGAAUCAGGAUCACCAUGUUGCAUCAUCAGCCGUCUGGUGCCAAACCUCAUGCGCUUUAAAGCAUCGGUGCGCUUCACUCCGGGACACAUUUACAGAAGCAACAAGUCAUCAAGCAUCAUUAACAAAUCAAGCAGGUUUACAGGUUUAGCAUCCUCCUUCAUUCAGAGUCCUUAAAACUACUCCAAGCUGCUGCUGCGCGCUAGUUUUCUCAACAGCUUCAGGGUUUGAAUGCUCGGAGGAUCAUGGCUCGGUGAAUCCUGCAAACCGAGGAAAAGACAUGUCCCCGUUAUUCAUGGAGACCGGGUACGAUCUGUCCAGCCCCGGCUCGGUGUCAGCUGGAGAGAGCAACACCCCUGGAUCUGAGAGAGAAGGAGUGAGAGGAAAAAGAGGGAGAAAAACAGAAAACAACAGAGACUCUGCGAGGAAGAGCCGGAGAAAACAAACGGAGAGAGCGGACGAACUUCAUGAGGAGCAUCAGAGUCUGGAGAGAUCAAACUCAGCCCUGAAAAAGGACAUUGCCGCAUUGAAGAAAGACCUCAACCUCUAUACAACGGCUCUGGAGUGCCACAAGCCUUGCUUCCUCAAAGACUCCUUAUCCGGCUCCUCGACUCACCUCUCAGUUCCCCCCUCAGCCGCCUGUGAAAGCAAACAACUCUCCUCUUCAACUCCUCGUCCCAAAACCUCAACAUUAGCCUCACCUAGUGGCUCGGCUACUGAACUCUUCAGCUCUGUAUCGGCUCCUUACGCUGCCUCUUUCUCUGCAGUCCCUGCUCCUCACUCUUUGUUUUACGAGGUUCCUCCUCCUAUAAUCGCAUCAAGGCUGCCAAAAAAUGCUCCUCCUGUGUGCACCAGCCUUGUUUUCAACCCCUCUAGCUCCCUCUCUGCACCCACUCAAACUAAAUUUGAGCAAGCAAACAUCCAUAAAAGCUUAGCAAAUGCUAGUUUCUCAAUGAAUGCAUUUCUAAUGAAACAAGCUACUUUUCUAACCCCUUCAUCUAAUGUAAACUCCCAUUUAGUGGCAGGAAAAGCAGUGCAAGGCAGUCCCAUGAAUGUGCGCCAGCUUCAUACAGAACAAUUGAGCAGAAAUUCCACUCUGCCGUGUUCUCUUUUACCGCAUAUUCUUCAAGAACCUGCUCUUAAGUCCCUCUCAGAGCCGCCCCCUGCCUCAGCUUUUGCCUUAAAGCCGAGAAAUAGUCGACAACUGACCCUCAAUCCUGCGUCUCUGCUUUCCCGGCUCACCGUCCCGAGCCCCCUCUACGUGCCUCCGACUACCUCCAGCAGCUUUGAAAUACCUCCGCCCCCACCCUCGCUGCCACCACUGGGGGAUCCCCCGAGAGAUUUCUCUCUCUCUGAGCUCCUGGAGGGCAAUGAGUGGAUUCUAAGCGGGACUAGUCAUCAGUGCCAAGGCAUGCCACAAUGUGAAAACAUGCUCUUUUAAUUUAUAUGUUUUUAGUAAUGUAUUUAAACACUGCGAACACCUGCAGUUUGUGUAAUGUAGACUCUCUGUUAUAAAAGUGGAGCAGAGAUAACCGUAAUUAUGUUAUUGUAGCAUUAUCAGGGGGUUUUUCACACCAAAAAAUAUGAAUUUGUGAAAUUCUGCCUUUUUUUAUGAUCCAGCUGAGUUUUCAGAGAAUGGAUUCGUUUUUUACUCCUCUGCUUCAGUUUCCUAAAACUCUACAUAAGCAACAACUCAAUGAAUGUGCCCCUUUUCCAUAGUUUUACAAGCCCCUUGAGACGAAACCAUGCAAUAACAUCAAGUAUAGUUUUUCAGUUUCUAAUUAAGUCAGGUAGGUGAGUGUUUUAUCCCUUCCUUAAUCAAGAGACAAGACACAGCCAAAAUGAUUCAACAUUCAAACCCUGACUUUUUAUUGCUAAUUGGGCGGUGUACUCACUUCCCUGCAAAUUCUAGGAAAAUCUGUGACAGGAGCUGAAUGUGUGGACAUCGAUGUUCCAAAGUAAACUACACAGCCCUGCCCUGGCGAGUAUGGUAGUUUCAUAACGGCAGGAAACGUUCUUCUAAUUUGUUUUCAACUAUUCUAAAAUACACAUCAUACACUUUUCACACAUUUCUACUGAUCAUUUACUCAAUUAGCUGAGCCUUUUUAAAGCUAUCACUAUUUAUUUUUCUACAUUUUAGAUGAUAAAAAUCUCUUCUUCAUUUUAGAAUAAUAUAAAUGCAUUAUUUGUACUUCCUGGCUGUAAGUGUGCUACUUUAUGACUAAUUUUUAAUUUGUCUCUUUUAUCUACUUUGUGAUUACCAGACAAAUAGGCCACUGCCCAGGGCCCCAAACCCUCAGGGGCCCCAGAUUGUGUGUGUCUGCAGCCUGUCGAUGUGUGGUGAUUUGAUUAAUUUCUAAUAGUUAACGGUUUGGUUAUCUAUAUUAUUUAUUUGAUUUAUCUACAAGUAUCUAAAUGAAUAUGUGCAUUACUAAAUAACCUCAGACAGUCUUAAAGGGCCAGCAGCUCUUUUUUUGCCGGGGCUCCCUAUUGGUGAAACAUGGGAAUGAUUACAUAGGCAAUUUAUAUGAUGACAGUUAGGAAAUAUAUAGACAUAUGAAUCAUGAUUGUAUGAAAAUGACGAUUUUGUUUUUCAAAUGAUGAUUUAUGUGGCAGAAUAUUCAGCUUUAUAUCUGUAGGUAUAAGGGAUAUAGAUGCAUGUGCACGCUCCACAUAGAAGUGUAUGUGUGAAUUAUGACUUUUUUGUAUUUACCGUGCAAAAUAUGUGUAAUGUGUAUUUGUAAAGCGCUUUGAGCAUCUGGAAAAGCGCUUUAAUAAAUGUAAGGAAUUAUUAUUAGAGCAAUAUAUUUAUCCUUCAAUACUGGUUGUAAUACAAAAGUUAGUUGCGAAUAAAACAUCUUUAUUGAAAAAUG
Messenger RNA from Gymnodraco acuticeps, 3828 nucleotides. It is a transcript of the gene batf2, whose product is annotated as basic leucine zipper ATF-like transcription factor 2. Gene Ontology annotation, biological process: regulation of transcription by RNA polymerase II. The transcript is spliced from 3 exons. NCBI's taxonomy places the organism in Eukaryota, Metazoa, Chordata, Actinopteri, Perciformes, Bathydraconidae. Gene Ontology annotation, molecular function: RNA polymerase II cis-regulatory region sequence-specific DNA binding; DNA-binding transcription factor activity, RNA polymerase II-specific. Gene Ontology annotation, cellular component: nucleus. Bases 1236 to 2396 code for a protein of 386 amino acids. The record is from RefSeq and is a predicted model, not a curated record.